CGUAUUAAACACCGUGCUUUUAUUAUUUUCUUUAAUGGAAUUCUAUUCAAAUGAGAUCAUCUUAUCUUAAAUAUAUACUAUUAAUCUUGUCUACAAUCUGAUACAACUUACUCCACUAUUGCUUAGUAUGCUCCGUCCCUACCAACAUUGCCUCAAUCGCUCUUUUCAACUAUAAUACUAUAACAUCCUCCUUCAUUCCCAUCGCUUCUCCACCUCAUCACUCUACUAUGAAUAAUAAAACAUGGACGCAAACGAUUCUCCUCUCAUUUCAAAUUGUUGGAGUUGUUUAUGGUCAACUCAGCACUGCCCCCUUAUAUGUUUUUAGUACAAUGCGUUCUCAAGAUCUUGAUUCUCAAGAAGUUGUUUAUGAACUCUUUUCUUUCAUUUUUUGGACUCUCACUGCUAUUUCUUUCAUCAAAUAUGUCCUCAUAGUCCUCAAAGCGGACGAUAAUCGAGAAGGUGGUACUUUUGCUUUAUACUCACUCUUGUGUAGAAAUGCCAAAGUCGGUCUACUCCCUUGUGAUAGAAAUGCCAAUCAGGUCAUGCUUUUCGAGGACACAGCAACUCCUCCUUCUAAGAUCAAUUCUCACUCCAGAGCUAGAAGGGCCAUUGAGAAACACAAGUUCUGUCACUAUUUGAUUUUGUUCUUGGCCCUUUUUGGUUCCUGUAUGACUAUUGGUGCCGCUGUUCUCACUCCAGCUCUCUCCGUCUUAUCAGCUUCCUAUGGAGUUCAGAGAUCCUUGUCAGAAUUAUCACACCUAUUUACCUCCUCACAACAUACGCGCGAUUCCGUCUCAAAUGCUCUACAAAAAUAUGUACCUGUUCCCGCCGCUUGUGUUAUAUUGAUUGGCCUAUUUGUACUUCAGCCCUGUGGUACACAUAAAAUUGGGUUCAUGUUUGCUCCGAUUAUUGCUGUUUGGCUUUUGUUUAUUGGUGCUGUGGGAGUUUAUAAUAUUAUCUUCUGGGACGUAGAAAUUCUCUAUAAAAUAUCCCCACUAUACUUGUUUAAAUUCAUGAGGAAUCUUGAUGUCAGCAGAUGGAGAUUAUUAGGGAGUGCCAUUUUAUGCGCGGCAGGAUCAGAGGCAAUGUUUGCAGGGUUAGGCCAUUUUUCCAAGAAAUCAAUCAAGAUUACGUUUAUUUGCUUGAUCUAUCCGCUUCUUGUGAUAUGUUAUGCGGGCCAGGCUGCGUUUAUCUCUAAAAACUUGCAGACUAAUAAUUUUAAUCAUCUUAGUCAAUCUGUGCCAAGUCAUUCCAAACAUAUAUUCAUAGUAGUAUCCCUACUUUCUUCGGCUGUCGGAAGCCAAGCAACUAUAACAGCAUGCUUCUCUAUUAUUAACCAGUGUCUGGCACUAAAUUGCUUUCCCAGGGUGAAAGUCAUUCACACAUCAAAAACAAUACAUGGCCAGGUUUACAUCCCCGAUGUCAAUUGGUUAUUGAUGAUUUUCAGUCUAGCUGUCACAAUUGGUUUCAGAGACAUGGUGAAGAUCGGCAACGCAACAAGUUUGGCUAUCAUAUCUGGAAUGCUGGUCACAACUAGUCUCAUGUCGCUAGUCAUCGCUUUGUAUUGGGAGAAGAAUUUGUUGAUAUCUGCAUGCUUUCUGUUAUGUUUUGGCGUUAUCGAGGUUGCAUAUCUUUCGGCCUGUAUGCUGCAAUUUCACAGGGGAGCUUGGUAUCUAGUUGUCCUUUUGAUAGUGUCCAUGACAGUCAUGCUUUCAUGGCAUUAUGGAACGGUGAAGAAGUAUGAGUUUGAUUUACAAAACAAAGUAUCAACUGAAUGGCUAAUAGAUGUUAGUCCGGGUCUCGGGAUUUCAAGGGUAGCUGGAAUUGGCUUCAUUUACACAGACAUAGUGACAGGCAUCCCAGCUUUCUUUUCACAUUUUAUUACUAAUCUUCCUGCAUUUCAUCAAGUGUUGAUCAUGGUGUCCUUCAAGUCUAUGCCGGUGCCUCAUGUUCCCGAAAGUGAAAGGUAUCUCAUAGGAAGGAUUGGACCAAGAGAUUAUAAAAUAUAUCGUUGCAUUGUGAGAUAUGGAUAUUGUGAUAAUAUAAGGGACACAAAUGAUUUUGAGGAGAAGAUCAUUCGUGCUAUUGGAGAAUUCAUUUCCAUCGAACAUGUUACUGACAUUGAAUCAAUGGUUUCGCCAGAUGAAAGAAUGAUUAUAGUAGGAAAUUCAUCCGACGGAAAUGCAUUAGUCCCUCUGAUGAAUGAAACAAGCAACCAAGUGAGCAUUAUGAAUGAAGCUCAGGUAAGUCCAAUAGCAAUGGAUGAUAAUGAUCAUACGGUAUUGGCGAGUAGUAGUAAGUCUUGUAAGAAAAGAAAAAAAGUGAGGUUCAUGCUGCCACCUGCUAGUAGUGUUCCUAAAAUGGAUGAAUCUGUUAAGAAGGAGCUUUUGGAACUGAUUGACGCAAGGGAGAGUGGAAGUGCUUAUUUCUUAGGACAGUCACAUUUGGUGGUGCGUGGUGGAUCGAACUAUCUAAAGAUAUUCUUAAUAAUGGUAUUUCGUUUCUUUGAAAGAAAUGGGAGGGAACCACCAGUUGCUCUGAAAAUCCCUCAUGCUGCUCUAGUAGAAGUUGGUAUGAUAUGUAGUAUAUGAUAGGAGGAGAGAUCAAAGUUGAUACAUACAUAUAAUAGAUAGAUAGAAUCAAGAGAUGUAUAAAAACAAUAUAAUUCCAAGAGUUUCUCUAUUUCUACUUAA
Messenger RNA from Lathyrus oleraceus (garden pea), 2693 nucleotides. Its product is annotated as potassium transporter 25. The transcript has 9 exons. Gene Ontology annotation, biological process: potassium ion transmembrane transport. The record is from RefSeq and is a predicted model, not a curated record. Gene Ontology annotation, molecular function: potassium ion transmembrane transporter activity. NCBI's taxonomy places the organism in Eukaryota, Viridiplantae, Streptophyta, Magnoliopsida, Fabales, Fabaceae. Bases 228 to 2591 code for a protein of 787 amino acids. Gene Ontology annotation, cellular component: membrane.